ACAGCCCCGUGGCAACUUAAGUUGCCACGGCGCAUUCGACUACAUUCUAUGCGCACGCGCAUAGAUAUUGAAGUUCCAUUGGUAAAUUCCGGUCAUGUGAUAUGUCCUGUCUCGAAUAGCACAAACGUCAGUCAGAUAUUGUCAAACAGUGAGUUAGUGUAUAACGAUUUAUUCAGAGCUCUUGAACUUUUUCAUUCACCAUAAUGGCCGUCGAUGAGAGAUUGUAUACUCGUGGAAGAUCAGGCACUGGAUUACUUCUUCAUGAAUUAAUUGACCUUAUCGAGAACGAUGAGGACAUAUCAGCCACCAAUAUAGCCAUAUGUCCACCUGAUGAACUUCCUGGUGCAGAUACAGAUAAGGACUCUGAUUUAUCGGAUGAAGAGGUAGUUGGAGAUUUUGACCACCUUCCUGCCCGUAUAUUACGCUCUCAGGUGGAAAUGCAGAAUCCAGAAAUCGAUGAUGAUCACGGCAAUCCAGUCGUCCAAGAUGAGAACCAUUCAGAAGAACCUAGACCGACGACUUCUUCGCAGACAAGAGUAAGAAGCACCAAACGUAAGCGUCCCACAGAACGUACUUGGAAGCCGAAAAUGAAUGGGUUAUCUUCAAGUAUUCCUGAACUUGAAUGCGAAUACCGACCGGUAGCAGAAGAUCUUCUGAAAGAAACGGUAAAAAGCCCUAUUGAGGCUUUUAGGGCUUACUAG
Messenger RNA from Harmonia axyridis, 701 nucleotides. RefSeq lists its product as uncharacterized. The coding region runs from base 204 to 701 and encodes 165 amino acids. The transcript has 2 exons. The record is from RefSeq and is a predicted model, not a curated record. NCBI's taxonomy places the organism in Eukaryota, Metazoa, Arthropoda, Insecta, Coleoptera, Coccinellidae.